This is a messenger RNA of Polychytrium aggregatum, 871 nucleotides long. RefSeq lists its product as uncharacterized. The record is from RefSeq and is a predicted model, not a curated record. The transcript is spliced from 3 exons. The coding region runs from base 1 to 609 and encodes 202 amino acids. Lineage: Eukaryota; Fungi; Chytridiomycota; Chytridiomycetes; Polychytriales.
AUGGAGUGGGUCUACGUCAAAGGGAUCCAGCGACUCCCUUAUGGACUCGUCAGAAAGACGUUCCAUAGCAUCAGCAUUCCAAGCCAAGAGAUCGCCGACAUCUCGUUCCCAGAGAUGACGUUGUUUUCCGGGAACGAUAUCGACGAUCUCGCGGCUGGGGAUGCUGAUGCUAUGGAACGUCUUUCUGACGAGUCCAUAAGGGAGUCGCUGGAUCCCUUUGACGUAGACCCACUCCAUUCGGUUCACCUUCUCGCGGAGGGAGAGGCUCUGGACGUGCUCUGUGGCCUUGGCGAUGUUGGCCUUGAGAGCCUCACUCCGAUAUACCUCAACACUCCACAGACCCGUACCAUAUAUGCCAAGUACCUUGCCGACUCCCCCGAUCCAAAUCACCAGUCCCAAAGUGCCAGCAUCCUUGCGAGUCCCGAGAUAGUAGCGUUCCUCGAGGAUCAGACAAGACAGAUCGACGAAGCCAGAAAGCUUGAGGAGGCGAGAAGGAUUGCCGAGGAGGCCAGGGCAGUCGAAGAGGACAGACGUACGUCCAGAUUCCAUCUGUCCGUCAAAACCUCAUCCAAGAAGCCCCACGACCUCCUCAAGAAGCUGUUCCACUGAGUCUGAUUUGCCGCACUCGCAUCUUCAUUCAGCAAAACCAGAAAAUACCAAGCCGCAACAAAAUCUAGUUACAUGUCAUCGACUCUGACACGAAGGAAGCAACUGCAUUUGCAUGGCGACCUCAUUCUUCAGCCCCUGAUCUUUGUUACUGGAGGUCAUUGCAAAUCUUUUGAGCUUUUGUGGACUGAAUUGAUCCGCUUGAAUGCACCACCAUCGCGGCAACUGUGGUGCCUACUUGCAAUACAGUCCAGAUCGCACUUGA